AUGGAGACAGCGGCCUAUGCUAAGAAUACCAGGAAUGAAAAGGUUUUGAACUGUUUGUAUCAAAAGCCUGAUGCAGUUUUCAAGCUGAUUUGCUUUCCCUGGGCAGGAGGCGGCUCCCUUCAUUUUGCCAAGUGGGGCCAAAAGAUUAGCGGCUUAUUGGAAGUGCAUGCUGUAAGACUGGCUGGAAGAGAAACCCGAUUUGAAGAACCUUUCGCAAAUGACAUCUACCAGAUAGCUGAGGAGAUUGUGACCGCUCUGUUGCCUAUCAUCCAGGAUAAAGCUUUUGCAUUUUUUGGCCACAGUUUUGGAUCCUACAUUGCUUUUGUUACUGCGCUGCAACUAAAGGAGAAAUACAAGAUGGAGCCGCUGCAUCUCUUCGUGUCCAGUGCAUCCGCCCCUCACUCAGUGUUCCGGCCCCAUAUUCCUGAUCUUAACAAAUUAUCAGAAGAGCAAGUCAGAGAUCACCUUCUGAUCUUUGGAGGCACUCCCAAGCAUCUCAUCGAAGACCAGGAUGUUCUGAGGCAAUGCAUUCCUCUGCUGAAGGCAGAUGCUACCAUUGUGAAAAAAUUCAUCUUCAACAAACCUUCCAAAGCUCUUCUUUCUCGGGACAUAACGUGCUUUAUUGGAUCUGAAGACGUAAUAAAGGAUAUAGAAGGCUGGAAAGACUUAACCAGUGGGAAGUUUGACGUCUGCAAGCUACCAGGGAAUCACUUUUAUCUGGUGGAACCAGACAACGAGAGCUUUAUCACGAACUACAUAGCCAAGUGUUUGGAAUUCUCCUCCCUUGACUGCUUCUAG
Messenger RNA from Apodemus sylvaticus (European woodmouse), 798 nucleotides. RefSeq names its product oleoyl-ACP hydrolase (gene Olah). The record is from RefSeq and is a predicted model, not a curated record. The coding region runs from base 1 to 798 and encodes 265 amino acids. NCBI's taxonomy places the organism in Eukaryota, Metazoa, Chordata, Mammalia, Rodentia, Muridae. Gene Ontology annotation, biological process: lipid biosynthetic process. The transcript has 7 exons.